UCCUCACCUGUCACCUCACAAUCGGAAGGAGUGAACCUUAGCCGGGACAUGCUGAUAUUUUCGUCGCAAAAAUAUCCAAAACUAAAACUUGAUGGAAUACUAACAUAGCAAACUAUGCGCUUUUGAUGUUUGGCUGUGUUUCCGUCUCUGAAUAACCAUAACUAUCUGUGCUGCUCACUUUGCAUACCCAAUUCCGGUGACAGGUUCAUACACUACUCUUCAAUGUGCUUGUUCUGAAUUUCACUCUCUCCUUUCGCUGAUUAUUAUUGGAAUUUUGCAUUUCUAUGGCUGUUUUAGUGCUCUGUUCUUCAACCAUGUGUUGUAGUGGUUUGUCCUCUUGUCUUGCUUUGAAUGACACCAAUGUUUAUGUCAUGAGCAACAAUGGGUUCUUUGGAGGAACCCCAUCUGUCAAAAUGAAUUUUUUUCCAAAUGGGUCUUUGGUAAAUUGGAAGAAACAUGGAAAAAGAAAAUUGGGUCUCCGUGUGUUUGAGACAAGACGUGCCCAUGAAGUGGUUGUGGUAAAUGGCAAUAGCAAAACUGGAGUGUCUUCUGAAGAAGUUAUUGGCGUUCUGAAGUCAAUUUCGGAUCCAAAUUCUGCUCUUUCGUACUUUAAGAUGGUUUCCCAGUUGCCCAACCUUGUGCACACCACUGAAACAUGCAAUUACAUGCUUGAGUUCUUGAGGGUUCAUGGGAGGGUUGAGGAUAUGGCUUUUGUCUUUGAUUUGAUGCAACAGCAAGUAAUUAACAGGAAUCCAAAUACAUACCUGACUAUUUUUAAGGCUCUUUCGAUUAAAGGUGGGAUUCGACAAGCACCAUUUGCACUUGGAAAGAUGAGGCAUGCUGGGUUUGUCUUGAAUGGAUAUUCAUAUAAUGGACUGAUUUAUUUCUUGCUCCAACCUGGCUUUUGUAAAGAGGCUUUGAAGGUUUACAAAAGAAUGAUCUCAGAAGGGAUGCAGCCUAGCAUGAAGACAUACUCAGCAUUGAUGGUAGCACUGGGGAGGAGAAGGGACACUGGAACCAUUAUGGAUUUAUUGGAAGAGAUGAAGACUUUGGGUCUGAGGCCAAAUAUCUACACAUAUACUAUAUGCAUAAGAGUGCUUGGGAGAGCAGGGAGAAUCGACGAUGCGUAUGAGAUUUUCAAGACAAUGGAUGAUGAAGGAUGUGGGCCUGAUGUUGUCACUUAUACAGUUCUAAUUGAUGCGCUUUGUGCUGCAGGGAAACUUGAUAUGGCCAGGGAGUUAUAUUCAAAGAUGAGAGCUAGCAGUCACAAACCAGAUCAGGUAACUUACACUACUUUAAUGGGCAAGUUUGGCAACUACGGUGACUUGGAAACAGUGAAAAGAUUCUGGAGUGAGAUGGAGGCUGAUGGUUAUGCUCCUGAUGUUAUUACCUACACUAUACUUAUUGAGACUUUAUGCAAGUCUGGGAAAGUUGAUCAGGCAUUUGAUAUGUUAGAAAUGAUGAGAGUGAAAGGAAUUUUUCCAAAUCUUCAUACUUACAACACGUUGAUCUCUGGACUUUUGAACCUGGGAAGAUUAGAUGAGGCAUUAGAGCUUUUCAACAGUAUGGAAUCUCUGGGUGUUGAACCUACUGCUUAUUCGUAUGUUCUUUUCAUUAACUAUUAUGGAAAGUUGGGCGAUCCUGAAAAAGCUCUUGGCACCUUUGAAAAAAUGAAAAAGAGAGGCAUUAUGCCAAGUAUAGCAGCAUGUAACGCAUCUUUAUAUAGUCUUGCUGAAAUGGGUAGGAUAAGAGAAGCAAAAGAUAUAUUCAACGAUCUUCACAAUUGUGGGCUUUUGCCAGACUCGGUAACCUAUAACAUGAUGAUGAAGUGCUACAGCAAAGCAGGUCAAAUAGACAAAGCCAUAAAACUUUUGACUGAGAUGUCAAGUGAAGGGUGUGAACCAGAUAUAAUUGUAGUUAAUUCUUUAAUUGACACACUUUACAAGGCUGACCGAGUUGAUGAGGCAUGGGAAAUGUUUGGGAGGUUGAAGGAUUUGAAGCUAGCUCCUACAGUUGUGACAUACAAGCUUACUGGUUUAGGGAAAGAGGGAAAACUCCUAAAGGCCCUUGAUUUGUUUGGGAGUAUGAAAGAGUCUGGAUGCCCUCCAAACACAGUAACUUUUAACACACUCCUUGAUUGUCUUUGCAAGAAUGAAGCAGUUGAUUUGGCCUUGAAAAUGUUCUGUAGAAUGACAAUGAUGGACUGUAGUCCUGAUGUUCUGACAUAUAACACUAUCAUUUAUGGCUUGCUCAAAGAAGGCAGAGCUUGUUAUGCGUUCUGGUUUUACCAUCAGAUGAAGAAAUUUCUCUCCCCUGAUCACGUAACAUUGUGCACCCUCCUUCCCGGUGUUGUAAAGCAUGGAAAGGUUGAGGAUGCAAUCAAGAUUGUCAUGGAAUUUGUUCAUCAGUCAGGUUUACAAACAGGCAAUCAAUACUGGGGAGAACUAAUGGAAUGUAUUUUGAUUGAAGCAGAAAUAGAAAAGGCCAUUUCAUUUGCAGAAGGAUUGGCAUGCAAUUCUAUUUGCCAAGAUGAUAAUGUGAUAUUACCUCUAAUUAGAGUCCUUUGUAAGCGGAACAAGGCUCUUCAGGCUCGAAAUUUGUUUGACAAAUUCACAAAAACAUUGGGAAUUCACCCAACCGCAGAAUCAUACAACUGCUUGAUGGAUGGGCUUCUUCGAUGUAAUAUCACCGAAGCAGCUUUGAAACUUUUUGCUGAGAUGAAGAAUGCAGGUUGUUGCCCAAAUAUUUUCACCUACAACUUGUUGCUUGAUGCUCAUGGCAAAUCUAAGAGGAUCGAUGAACUUUUUGAACUUUACAAUGAGAUGCUUUGUAGGGGAUGCAAGCCCAAUAUUAUAACCCAUAAUAUUGUCAUCUCUGCCCUUGUGAAAUCUAAUAGCAUAAACAAGGCAUUAGAUUUAUAUUAUGAACUUGUAAGUGGUGAUUUCUCUCCCACGCCUUGUACAUACGGCCCUCUUAUAGAUGGCCUUCUAAAGGCUGGAAGAUCAGAGGAAGCAAUGACGAUUUUUGAGGAGAUGUCAGACUAUCAAUGCAAGCCUAACUGUGCUAUUUAUAAUAUUCUCAUCAAUGGAUUCGGGAAAGCAGGCAACGUCGAUAUUGCUUGUGAUUUGUUCAAAAGGAUGGUGAAAGAAGGCAUAAGGCCAGACUUGAAGUCCUAUACCAUUCUUGUGGAAUGUUUGUGCAUGGCUGGUAGAGUUGAUGAUGCUGUGCACUACUUUGAGGAACUAAAGUUAACUGGCCUUGACCCUGAUACUGUUUCUUACAAUCUCAUGAUCAAUGGCCUUGGAAAAUCAGGUAGGUUGGAGGAAGCUCUUUCUCUUUUAAGUGAAAUGAAGAAUAGGAGAAUUGCUCCUGAUCUUUAUACUUACAAUGCAUUCAUUUUCCAUUUUGGAAAUGCUGGAAUGGUGGACCAAGCUGGAAAGAUGUUUGAGGAGCUGCAACUUAUGGGUCUUGAACCUAAUGUCUUCACUUUUAAUGCUCUCAUUCGUGGGCAUAGUAUGUCAGGAAACAAAGACCGUGCCUUUUCUGUCUUCAAGAAGAUGAUGGUUGUGGGGUGUAGCCCCAAUGCCGGAACAUUUGCUCAAUUGCCUAAUAAAUGUUGAUUUACUGAGUUAUCUUGUGGGAACAUUUAUUAUGUCACUGAUCUCAAAAGGGAGGCAUGAAGGGUCACUUUGCCUUGGAAAAGGCCUUGGAGAUUGGAAUUGCGUACCAAUCUUUCAACAAAUGAUUGGUUUGCAAAAUAUAUAUUUCAUUCUGAAAACUGCAGCUGAUUAAUGGUGAUAAUUACUUGUGUAAAAAAAAGUCUUCGUGGUACUUAGGACAAAUUCUGUACAUUGACUGCAGCUUCCCUAUUGUAUAGAUGAGGCUUUUGGGGCUGAUUAUAGAGAGGUGAGAAUGGAGAAGGGGUUGGAGUGUGUGUUGUUGGGAAAAUGGGAGAAAUAAGGGAAUUGAGAUGUAAUCAUAUCGUACCAAGAUGUAAACCAACGAUGAAAUAUAUAAAACAUAAGGAUACUUUACA
Cajanus cajan (pigeon pea) is the source of this 4036-nucleotide messenger RNA. It is a transcript of the gene PGR3, whose product is annotated as proton gradient regulation 3. NCBI's taxonomy places the organism in Eukaryota, Viridiplantae, Streptophyta, Magnoliopsida, Fabales, Fabaceae. The record is from RefSeq and is a predicted model, not a curated record. Gene Ontology annotation, molecular function: mRNA binding; protein binding.